ACGGCUCCGGGGCGGGGCCUCCGUCGCCGGCGUGACAGCCGGAAGGGGGCGGCCACGGUCGUCAAUAGCCGCGCGGGAGACGCCUUCUCCCCCCCCCCCCGCUCUGCGCGCGGAGGUGGGAGGCUCCACCCCCUGCCCCGCCCCGCGCUCGUGCCGUAGUGAGGGAGGGGCGGGCGGCAGUGAGGAGGCGCGCGCGGAGGAGACGGGAAGAUGUUUGAGACUCUGCGCGAGCGGCUGCUGAGCGUGCAGCAGGACCUCACCUCGGGGUUGAAGACUUUGGGUGACAAAUCAAGAGAAGCAAAAAUAAGCAAGCAGAGGGCUGUUCAGUAUUCGCCAAAGUUUUCUGCUGGAUUGGAAUUGCUCAGCAGGUAUGAAGACACUUGGGCGGCCCUUCACAAAGGAGCUAAGGAAUGUGCAAAAGCUGGAGAGCUAGUGGAUAGCGAAGUUGUGAUGCUUUCUGCACACUGGGAGAAGAGGAGGAGUAGUCUAAUAGAGCUGCAGGAACAACUUCAGCAAAUUCCAGGGUUUUUAACAGAUCUGGAGUCCAUGACAGCAAAUCUGGCCCAGCUAGAGGUGAACUUUAAGGAAAUGGAAAAUCAUCUGUUGCUGCUUGAAGAUCUAUGUGGACAGUGCGAGUUGGAAAGGUACAAACAUAUGCAGGCACUACAGCUGGAAAACUACAAGAAAACAAAAAGGAAAGAACUUGAAACCUUCAAAGUAAACAACAAACUGCAUUUGGACAAUACAGGAAGUAGUCUUUUUAUGCAGGGGAAGGAAAUCUCAAGACUGGCUGAGCUAGAUGCUAAGCAUGCCCAGAAGGUUUUGGAUAUGGAGCAUACCCAGCAGAUGAAGCUAAAGGAGCGUCAGAAGUUCUUUGAAGAAGCCUUCCAGCAGGAUAUGGAGCAAUACCUUUCUACAGGAUACCUGCAGAUAGCAGAGAGACGAGAGCCAAUAGGAAGUAUGUCUUCUAUGGAGGUGAAUGUGGACAUGCUGGAACAGAUGGACCUGAUGGACAUGUCCGACCAAGAAGCCCUAGAUGUCUUCUUGAACUCAGGAGGAGAGGACGAUAGCAUACUAUCUCCCAUGUUGGGGCCUGAAUCCAAAACCUGUCAGAAUGAAAUAAGCCUUCAGGUUCCAAGAUGGUCUGAAUUAAGGCAAAAAUUGUCUUCAUCAUCAUCAACCUGGACUGACUCUGCCAGCCAGGAUACCAGUGAAGUAGGAGAGUCUCCUGUUAUCCAGUCUGAUGAGGAAGAAGUUCAAGUGGAUACUGCCCUUGCUGCUGUAAAUAGUGAAAGAAAAGGUACUUCAGAUGUCAGUGAUGAAAGUGAUUCUCAGACUCUUUGAAUCCUAGCACCAUAUCCUCUAAUAAUGUUUCACUUUUAAAUGAACAAAGAGCUCACCCAUGCUGUAGGAAUUAGUUAACUAAUCAUGAAAGCCAGAUCAUUUUAUUAGUCUAUAAUGUUGCCAGUCUUUUUAAAUUGCCUAAACCACUCACUUUAUUAAAGUUUUGGGGUUUUUUGGAGCAGUCAAGCUUUGUAUAUACUGUGUAUAGAACUAAACAGGGAGAUUGGAUACUUUGACUAAUCUUUAAAUUCCUUAACACUGAUCUCACAAUGUUCCUUAUCUGCAUGUUUGAGCUAUAUAGCUGAAUAUAGAAGAUUCACCUUACAUUCUGUCUAAGACAUUGAUGUGGCAGCAUCCACUCCCCCACUGUUUUGAAUUUAUUGAGGAAUAACUUUAGCUACAAAUGGAAUACUUAUCAAGGGAUGGGAGUUGCACAUUGAAAUCUUACCCUUCUGCUGGAGCAGCCAUCUUAGCACUGUUAUAAGCAUGCUCCUUUUUUAAAAUAAAGUAUUUCUAUCC
This is a messenger RNA of Dermochelys coriacea (leatherback sea turtle), 1863 nucleotides long. It is a transcript of the gene DTNBP1, whose product is annotated as dystrobrevin binding protein 1. The transcript is spliced from 11 exons. NCBI's taxonomy places the organism in Eukaryota, Metazoa, Chordata, Testudines, Dermochelyidae. The record is from RefSeq and is a predicted model, not a curated record. Gene Ontology annotation, cellular component: neuron projection; BLOC-1 complex; synaptic vesicle membrane. Gene Ontology annotation, biological process: regulation of synaptic vesicle exocytosis; neuron projection development; anterograde synaptic vesicle transport. The coding region runs from base 211 to 1344 and encodes 377 amino acids.